Molecule: messenger RNA, 429 nt
Organism: Aphidius gifuensis
Lineage: Eukaryota; Metazoa; Arthropoda; Insecta; Hymenoptera; Braconidae
Gene: RpS27
Product: 40S ribosomal protein S27
Exons: 2
Coding region: 117-374 (85 amino acids)
Biological process (GO): ribosomal small subunit assembly; translation
Cellular component (GO): ribosome; cytosolic small ribosomal subunit
Molecular function (GO): structural constituent of ribosome; RNA binding
Source: RefSeq, a predicted model, not a curated record
UCUCAGAUAUCUGGUCACCCUUCGAGCAAAUUCUCUUUUACGUCCUUACGCGGUCAUCAAAACACGUGGCUUACGCUGUAAUUGACAAUUACAAGUGAAUUAACAAAAAAAACAACAUGCCAUUAGCUAAAGAUUUUCUCCAUCCCAGCCCAGCUGAAGAAAAGAGAAAGCACAAGUUGAAGCGACUUGUUCAAAAACCAAACAGCUACUUCAUGGAUGUCAAAUGUCCAGGUUGCUAUGCAAUCAAGACAAUCUUCUCUCAUGCCCAGAGACCCGUUGAAUGUGAUGGUUGUCGUACAAUCUUGUGCACUCCAACUGGUGGAAAAGCUCGUCUUACAGAAGGAUGCUCCUUCAGAAGGAAAGUUCAAUGCUAAUUUUGUCAAUACUUUUCAUUAUGAAUAAAUAAAAAUGUGAAAAAAAAAAAACACA